AUGGACGGGAUGGCAAAUGUGCCAAUGGAUGUGGUGACAAUGUGGAAUUCAACUUAUAAAAUGCUUGAUUGUGCUUUCAAGUACAAGAUAGUGUUCAAUAGGAUGGAGGUGGAAAAUGUAGCUUUUCUAACUUACUUUGAGGAGAUAGAGAAGGAUGAGAUGAAGAAAGUGGGUCCUCCAAGUAAUUAA
Molecule: messenger RNA, 189 nt
Organism: Prunus armeniaca (apricot)
Lineage: Eukaryota; Viridiplantae; Streptophyta; Magnoliopsida; Rosales; Rosaceae
Source: the annotation of a GenBank genome assembly